ACCAGUUGAUCAGAUGAUCAGUUGAUCGGUCCAUGGUUUUUAGUUCGAAGAGCGAUGAGGAGAGAGUCUCUCAAGUAUAAAACAAGACAAGACAUGACGAGAGAAGCCAAGCAGGGAAGGGAAGAUCAUGGGGAGGAGAGGGAGAGAAAAUGCGACCGCCUCCGAAGAGAGCCAAGAGCACCUGGUGUCACACCUGCUGGCCCCUUGUCAUGGUUACCUGGUGUCACACCUGUUGGCCCCUUGUCAUGGUUACCUGGUGGUCCUUGUUGCAGGUGACGUGUACUUUGACAUCCGGUCCAUUGGGGAUCGAUACGGCCGGUUUGUGGGCGCUGUGGAUCUUCAGCUAGAACCUGCCGACUCAGGGAAGCGAGACUGGAGGGACUUCGCUCUCUGGAAGAGGGCCAAGCCUCGGGAACCGGCCUGGGGGUCUCCGUGGGGCCGAGGGAGGCCGGGCUGGCACAUCGAAUGCUCCACCAUCGCCAGCUCCAUGUUUGGCAGUCAGCUGGACAUCCACUCUGGAGGUGUUGACCUGGCCUUCCCUCACCAUGAGAACGAGGUGGCUCAGAGUGAAGCCUACCACCAGUGUGGACAAUGGGCCAACUACUUCCUCCACUCAGGCCACUUACACCUCAAAGGGAGCGCCGAGAAAAUGUCCAAAUCUUUGAAGAACUUCGUCACCAUCAAGGACUUCCUGAAGUCGUUCUCCGCCAACGAGUUCCGGAUGUUUUGUCUGUUGACCAAAUACAGAUCAGCUGUGGACUACAGUGACGGCAGCAUGCUGGAGGCCCGCUCCUCUCUGAGGACCAUCUCCAGCUUCGUCCACGACGCCACGGCCUACAUGAAGGGGCAGCUGCAGGGCCCCCCGGUGCAGGAGGCUCUUCUGUGGGAGAGGUUGGCCGAGGGUAAAUCCAGCGUGGUGAAAGCUCUGGCAGACGACUUCGAUACCCCGAGAGCCAUCGGCGCCGUGAUGAAUCUGGUUCACCACGGAAACCGCCAACUGCAGCCCGUUUCCAAGGGGGAGGGGGGGUCCCGGAGCCCCGCCGUGUUCGGAGCCAUCGUCAGCUACCUCCGGGAUGUCCUGGACGUGUUCGGGAUCGACCUGCUGCCCACCGAGGAGCCUGCUGUGGGGCCCCGUGGUGGAGGUCUGGAGGCUGUUGUGGAGCAGCUGACGUCUAGGAAUGAGAGUUCUGACCUCGCCUGGCCUCAGGAGGGCCCGACCCCCAACAGACCUGGUCUCCACCCGGAGAGAGCGCCUCUCCUCGGAGCCUGUGACCGCCUCAGGGAGGACCUGGCCCCCCUGGGUGUUCUGAUCAAGGAUAGAGGAGCCACCUCGACAUGGGAGCUAACGCACAGCAGGCAGAGUCCGAGGGACGGGGACCAGGACGGAGACCAGGACGGAGACCAGGACGGGGACCAGGAGCCCUCCAGCUGAAGAGCAGACUGCCUCCCGGUGUCAGGACUCAGACUGCAGGUCUUCAGUUCUACUAACUGUACGGGGAAACCUCAGACCCACUGCCUCCAGGUGGAGGCUCUUCAGGUCCUGAUGCUCCCAUGUUUACGGUGUCCAGUUGAGUAAAGUCUGGUCAGUCGAUCUGAGACUCAGACACCAGCCGAGCAAAGACUUUUAUUUAGAUCCAACAGACGUCACAAUGUGACGUUAUUUACAGUAAGAUGGUGUUGACCUCUUUAAUGUUGGUGUGCAGUAACGACGCAGUAAACAACAACAACAACACUGA
This is a messenger RNA of Pseudoliparis swirei, 1736 nucleotides long. It is a transcript of the gene cars2, whose product is annotated as cysteinyl-tRNA synthetase 2, mitochondrial. The record is from RefSeq and is a predicted model, not a curated record. Gene Ontology annotation, biological process: cysteinyl-tRNA aminoacylation. Gene Ontology annotation, molecular function: cysteine-tRNA ligase activity; ATP binding. Gene Ontology annotation, cellular component: cytoplasm. Lineage: Eukaryota; Metazoa; Chordata; Actinopteri; Perciformes; Liparidae.